Molecule: messenger RNA, 8856 nt
Organism: Drosophila montana
Lineage: Eukaryota; Metazoa; Arthropoda; Insecta; Diptera; Drosophilidae
Product: neurobeachin-like protein 1
Exons: 29
Coding region: 306-8585 (2759 amino acids)
Biological process (GO): intracellular protein localization
Cellular component (GO): membrane; cytosol
Molecular function (GO): protein kinase binding
Source: RefSeq, a predicted model, not a curated record
GUUGGCUGCAGCACUCGCCGUGCAAUGGAAAAAAUUGCUAUUGACAAAUGUUUGUUAUUUUGCAAAAGUGCUUAACAGAAGUGCGCCUUCGCCUAACCGAUUAGCACAUACAUAUAUAUAUAUAGGGAAAUUUAACAAAGUGCUGCCAUAUUUCAGGCGAAUGCAGCAGUGAAUUGUUUUUGGUACACUUUUGUUGCUGCCGCUGCUUCUUCUUCUUCUGCUUGUAAACAAAUUUCUGUGGGCAGCGUCGAAAGUGAGCGAAAAAAAAGUUGGAACAAAUGCUUUUGCAUAGCUGAGACACAAAAAUGGACAACAAAAAGGACAUCUACAAUCUGUGGGUGCAGUACACAACCAAGAACGACGAGACGUACUUUCGCGAGUUUGUGGCACGUUUUGUGGACAUUUGGCGCAGUCAGCUGCAAUUGGACUUUCAGGCCGCCAACUGUCCGCUGUGGCACGAGGUGCAGCCGGACAAUGGACCGCAUCUGGGCCGGCUGCCGGACGAGCUGUUGCCCGCCAUUGGCAAGUUUAUCAUCGUAGCACGGGAUGCCUGCGAGACGGAUAGCCUGGAUGAGCAGGGCAUCGAGCAGGUGGCCAUAUUGAUUGACUGCUUGGUUAUUGUGUGCCGGCACUUUGACAAUAUCUUGUCCAUCAUCAAGUAUGAGUACAAGCCCAAUCUAAUCGCCAUACUAACCAAGGUGUUCGCCCAGCAAAUGGAGCAGCGACGCGCCACGCUGGCCAUGAGUCAUCUGUUUCGCAGCUUUUCCUCAUUCCUGGAGGUCAUGUACGAUCCGUAUCUAACAUGGCGCAGUUUUCUACGCGGCCAAUUGGCAGAUUACGCUCGUCUGCCGUACAAGCCGCACGCGGUGCAUGUGGAAAUUGUGCCCUUUAUCUACGACUGUUUCCAGAACGAGGCGCUGCUCGGCUUUGCGGAUAUCGGCGAGAGCCUGCUGCAUGUGCUGGGCGCAAUCAUUUGCGGCUCUCAGAAAACUCUAAACUUGAACUCAACAUAUAGAAAUACUAACGCUCUAAUUAGUGCAAACGCCCCACGCUCGGGUGAUGGGCAGCUUCUAAACUGUGAUAACUUGCGCAAUGGCAUGCGAGCCAUUUGCCCGGCCACGGUCUCCAUCAUAAUGCGCAUUCUCCAGCUGUGGGAGAGCGCCAGCAGCCUGCGUCAUGUGGCGCUCAAUUGUUACGCUCUGAUGGUGAUUGUGCUGCAAAAAUCUAGUCCAGAAGAACGCCAAAUAGACCUAGUUACGUUAAUUCAACUCUAUUGUGAUGCACUGCAGCAGCUGCUGGCGACAAAGCACUUUGACAGCGGCGCCGCCAGCUUCGAUAUAACCAGCGACACGGACAGCGAUGUGGCCAUCGAUAUGGGCGCGCUCUCCGCCAGCGUGGCGGCCGUGCAGCUAUUUCUGGCACCUGGCGCUGCGCCCGUCAGCGAGGCCAUUGGCGAGACCAAUUUGCUGGAGCUGCUGAUCGGCCUGCCGCAGCUCAUUCAGCCUUGGCACAUCGCGCACACGACUGCGCUGAGCAGCACCAUGGAUGCACUGGCUGCCCUGACGCACAGCGCGCCGCUCUGUGCCGAGCAGCUGCGUCUGGCUGGACGCAUUGAUCGGCUGUUCGGCAGCAUGCGCGAGUUUGAAGCGCCGACGACGGCACUGCUCGAUGCCUGCUUCAGUUUGGGCUACGAUGCGGAGCAGCGUGUGCUGGUGUUGCCCGAGGUCAUGCUGCAGCUGCUCCAGUGGCUGCCAGCGCUGCAGGAAGCGGAGCAGCUGCACGUCAGCCUGCUGCUGCUCAAGGGCUGCACGGACAACUAUGGCACCAAGACUGUGGCUUGCGGCAGUCGCGUCGUCAAGGUGGUCUGCGCUUGUCUACUCCAUGGCGAGCUGCUGGCCGAGGCCUGCGCCCAGAAUCUGAUCAAACUGAUCGAGGAGCUGAGCAAGCUCAGCAUUGUUCCCGCGGAGCUCAAGUGCAUAUUUGCCCUACUGCGACAGGGCAAUCAGUUUGCCCAGUGCAAGCAGCUGCAACAGACGCUCGUCGUGAUUGCGCUGCAGAGUCUGCGCGGCAGCAAUUGUUGUGCACAGUAUUUUGCCAUUGAGCAGCCGACGGAUGGCAUUUUGGUGCCCGAUAUCAAGAACUGGACACUCUCCGGCGCCUAUGGCUUCAUCCUGCACAUGCUCGUUCGUUUCACUGUCCAGCCGGAUCAGACGCAGUCGGGCAGCACGCGUCGCAUGCUGCUCACCCUGCACACGGCCAGCGGCUGUGGCUUUGAGGUCUUCGUGCAGCCCAAUGGACACGUUGUGGUGGCUGCUUUGACGCGGCGCGAAUACCUGACGACGGCGACGGCCACCAAGACGCUGCUGGACGGCCAGUGGCAUUAUCUGACCGUGGCCAUAACGCCGCCCAAGCGGCCCUUCUCCUACAGCCAGAUCAACAUCUAUGUGGACUUUGUGCAGAAGCUCAGCGCCACGCUCAAGGUGCAGCCCGUCAACGAACCCUUCAGCGUGUGCGGCAUCGGCGCAGUGCUGGCGGCGCCGCCAAAGCCAAGUGAUGUGCCCAAAGGUGGCUCCCUGCCGCGUUCCUCUUCCCAGGAGAGCGGCCACGCCUACAAGGGCAUGCUGCCCAGCCUGCUGGAGCGCACGCUCUCCACAAACGUUUCCAACUAUUUCACGCUGCCGCUGCGCACGCAAACCGCGUUCGAUCCGAAUGUGAAGAACUUUCCCAUUGGCAUGCAGGACACGGUGUUUGGCGAGCAGGCCUGCCUGCAGGGACAUUUGGGCGGCGUGCUGCUGGCGGAGCCAACGACCAGUCUGAAGACGAUCUUCGAUGCGGGCAUUAAUUUCAGUUCCAUCUUCUCGCAGGAUAACGAUCUGUUGGAGCUGAAUUCGCGCUUUGUUUUCUGCUAUGCACCCGGCGCCGUUUGGCACGGCAGCUGUCAGGAUCUGAUACCGGGUGGCAGGUUUCCGGGCCGGAUCAGUGCACAGCAGUGCAAAACGAUCAAGAUACAGGACACCAUCAACAGCAUUGGCGGCAUCAAUGCCAUACUGCCGAUGCUGCAUCGGCUGGUCAGGGAGCAGGAGUCGGAUGUGUCCAUUGGCAGCGAUGACUCUGCCGAUGACUCUGCCGCGUCGCCGGCAUCGCUGAGAACGCCCAUUGCCGAGGAGUUCACCGACUGGGAAAUGCUGUCGUCCAACUCGUACACGGAAUGCAAGAUGAUACAACAUCCGCUGGCUAGCCUGCUCUGCCUGCUGCGCUAUCUGACCCACGAGCACGAAAACAAUCAGCAACAGCUGCUCAGCAGCGAAUGCUUGGCCAUCAUUGGCACGAUGUUGCAGCGCUGUCCGCCGUCCUAUUUCGAUGUGAACGCCCUGAUGGCCACGCAUCUGCUGAUGGAAUCGCUGCAGGGCCACAAAUCGACGCCUUCGGCUGGCAACGCGCAGCUGCUGGAUGCUCUCUACGAGCACAUUGUCUUCGACUUUGCCAUUUGGUCGCGUUUGCAGUUCCAAAUAACGCUGGGCCACGCCCAAUACCUGAGCGCCAUGAUCAAGAACGAUCGGAAGUACUUUCGCCGACGCUACGGCGUGCAGUUCAUGCUGGACGUAGUGCGUCAAUAUUACAGCACGCCGGAUAACAUUUGCAGCGAUGAUGCGCGCACAAUUCGUGCCACACUUUUCAGCAUCGUUCGUUUCUAUUUGCAAAAGGACGUCAACAUCAAGGAGGUGAAUGCGAUUAUUGCGUUCCUGGCAUCGGUGCGGCAGGAGCUGGUCCUCGUCGAGCUGCUCGAGAUGAUGACCAACUAUGUGCGCGGCAAGAACUGCAAGGAUCAGAUGGUGCUGCUGCUGCACGAGCCGCAGAGCGCCAAUCUCAUCUACAAUUUCUUCGUGGACAAGAGCUACAACAGCGAAAUCCAAGAGGCCGCCAUACGAUUCCUCGGCGCUUUGCUGGCCACCUCGCGUGUGCAUCAGAAGUACAAGCAGGUGCUGCGGCUGUACGAUCAGAGCAGCGAUCAGAGCAUGUUUCCCGGUUUCUUCUCCUUCAUAACGCCCAUGUCGCUCAGCUCGACGAUAUUGUUCUAUCUGGUGGAUGAGAUGCUGGGCCCACAGCCCGACUAUGGCGGGCUCAUGUUUGUCGUCUAUCAUGUGAGCAGCUGCGAUCUGCAGGUCAAGCUGGAGAUAGCCCGCCGGCUGCUGCAGACGACCUUCGUCAAACAGCAUUCCACUGCGGCCAUCGCCAAGCAGACGGGCUGGCAGGAGUCCAUCGCCCGGCUCCUGAUACGCAAGCCGAUUACGUGCGUGCCGCCGGAUGAGGAGCGUCGCCGCAGCUUUGGCAUCAAUAUGGAUGUGCUGCUGGAGGACAAUACCAGUUUUCUGGCACAGGCCGAUCUGAUUACGUUCUCGGAUCAGGAGAUUAACCUCGCACAGCUGCAGCAGCAGCAGGCGCAAUCGCAGGAGGAGCACAGCGACAGCGGACUCAUACUUAACGAGAUUCAGGCCAGCGUCUCCGAGGCAGCCACUGUCAUCGAGAGCGAGAUUAAGGAACUGGCUGAGUCUGUCUCCGGCGCCGUUGUGGAGAAUGUGAACAGCGUCUUCUCUGUUCUACGCCAGACAACGCACGACAUUCAGGACACCUUCGAGUCGCUCACCUUGGGCAGCUCCACGGAGACCGACAAUACGCCAACUGCCUCGCUGCACCGCGAGGAGUCGCUGAGCUCCGAAAGCUCCACACAGUCGCCGCACGGGCCGGCCAAGAAAAGCGACUCCAUGGAGAGCACCACCGGCUUUGAUUUUAUGGCUGAGGGCGAUGUGGACACCGAGGAGCAGCUGGUUUAUUUGGUUUCGAAUACGAUGUUCAAUGUUUUCUGGCGCGGCAUUGCCAACGAUCAUCCGCAAUGCUGGCAGGAGCGCGGCCAGGUCCUCGGCUGCAUCAAUCUGUUGGCAUUGAACAACGAGCUGAUCACCUCGCAUCUGUCGCUGCGUCUGCGCAUCCUGGAAAUGGCCGUGCAGGCCUCACUCUUCGACCUCUCCGAGCAUGGCAGCCAAACGCAUAUCAAUCAGGAGAACGCCUCCAAUAUUCUGCGCAUGGUCUACGAGCUGGUCGUGCUGGGUUCAAACGAGGAUGAGUCCAAGAAAUGCUCCACCAAGCUGUUGGAUGGCGUGCUCGCCCUGCUCGAUGCUCUGAUGAUAUUCCAGCAAGGCUCCUCGGACGAUUGGUCGGACAUGAUACGUUUAUAUCUGGGCCUGUUGCUCAAGUGUUCGCAUCAUCCGAAUCCCGGCAUCGUGGCCAUGGCCACGGCCAAACUGCAUGCGAUACUCCAGAGUCGUGCCACCGAGGAUCCCGCGGAGCUUUCCUACUUGCUCUACAGCAUCAAUCGAGCGCUCGACAAUGCCAUCGAGGUUGGCAAUCCGGAGGAGUAUUCGUUUCUGAUGCCUGUGAUGAAGGCGCUGCUGGAGAAAUGCCGCUCCGCCUUCAAUCUAGACACAACACUGCCCGAUCUGCCAUCAACAUCGUCUGGUCCAGUAUUCUUCAAUGAUUUCCAAAUGUAUAGCACGAGCAAAAAGUGGCGCAACUUUAUGGAACGCAUGGUGAAGCCGCUUUACGAUCGCUACCAGCGCGAGAUCGAGCUAAAUCUGUGGGAGCCGAUCAAUCGCUUCUGGGCCGAGUGCUACGAGGCCUGCAAGGCGGCGUCCAAGCAGCGGGCCAGCUUCCAGGCGGCCAAUCGUCGCGUGUUCCAGCAAAAGAUCUAUAUGCCGUGGAAGGUGCGACAGGUGGAGGAGAUGCAGCGCCUGCAAAAUGCUGCACUGCAGCACAAAACCAACGACAGUCACAUACGCAAGAAAUGGAAGACAGCCAAGCGCUUCCUCUACGGUCCCCGGGGACCCUGGUUUACGGGAGAGCUAACUGAGGAGUUUUGGAAACUGUCGCCGCACGAAAAUGUGGCACGGAUGCGCCUCAAGCUGGAGCCGCAGCUGUAUCCGAACAAGCACGAAAAUGCCGCCAAUCUGCGGGACAAUGCGACCAAUGCCUACGACACAAAAGAAAUAUCCGAGUUUGACUCGACCAUCAAGAAUGCGGUGGUGCGCGAUUUUCUGGCCGAUGACGAGAGCUCCCAGCUGGAGGAGGAGCUGCGCCAGCUGAUCGACACACAAUCGCAGCAGGAUGCCGCAUUGGAGAAGCUGGUCAUGUCGCAGGACUGCGAGCUGAUAACACUUAUGACCAAGGUCAAGGGUCGCAUUGAGGUCAACCAAAGCGUGUUCACCUUUGUCGACCUAAGCCCGCCCCUCGAAGAUGGCUCCAAGCACGAUUUCAGGUUUUCCAUCAACAAAAUCCGUGAGGUGCAUCUGCGCAAAUAUAAUCUGCGUCGCAGCGCUCUCGAGAUCUUUCUGAUAGAUCAGACCAGCUAUUUUCUCAACUUUACGACUAAGACUCGCAACAAGGUCUUCACCAAAAUUGUGGGUCUGCCCUUGCCGAACAUCUUGUAUGGCUCCGGUCGCUCGCCGCCGGAACUGUUGCGCGCCUCGGGUCUAACUCAGCGCUGGGUCAAUCGUGAGAUAUCCAAUUUUGAGUACUUGAUGUACCUCAAUACCAUAGCUGGCCGCUCGUAUAACGAUCUGAGCCAGUAUCCCGUCUUCCCCUGGAUUCUGGCUGACUACACCAGCGACGUGCUGGACCUGACCGAUCCGCGUUCCUUUCGUGACCUGUCCAAGCCAAUUGGAUGCAUCAAUCCCAAGAACGAGGCGGAGGUGCGCAGCAAAUACGAUUCCUUUGAGGAUCCCUCGGGUGCCAUACCAAAGUUCCACUACGGAACACAUUACUCCAACUCUGCCGGCGUGCUGCACUAUCUGCUGCGCGUUGAACCCUUCACCUCGCUGCACGUUGAGCUGCAGAGCGGCCGCUUCGAUGUGGCCGACCGACAAUUUCACUCCAUACCGCAGACGUGGAAGCUACUAAUGGACAAUCCCAAUGAUGUCAAGGAGCUAAUACCCGAAUUCUUCUAUUUUCCGGAGUUUCUCAAGAACAUGAACAAAUUCGACUUGGGUCACCUGCAAAUCACCAAAGAGAAGGUCGACGAUGUCAUUCUGCCCGCCUGGGCCACCACGCCCGAGGAGUUCAUAGCCAUACAUCGGCGUGCUCUGGAAUCGGAAUACGUUAGCCAGCAUUUGCAUAACUGGAUCGACCUCAUCUUCGGCUACAAGCAGAAGGGCGCCAAGGCCGUGGAGGCGCUGAAUGUGUUCUACUAUUGCUCCUACGAGGGCGCCGUCGAUCUGGACAAAAUAACCAAUCCCAUUGAGCGCGAGGCCGUCGAAGGCAUGAUCAACAACUUUGGCCAGGUGCCGUCGCAGCUGCUGCGCGAGCCACAUCCCCGUCGGCUCACCCAGGACGAGACGGCGCUGAAGCUGGUGCGCGCCGAGCUGAAGCGACCCGAUUUCACACAGUUCCUGGACAAGGUGGUGCAGUACUAUUGUGAGCUGUCCACGGCCAAGGAUCCGAUUGUGUAUCUGAGUCCGCCGCGCAGUCCGCCGCGCUCCUUUCUGCAGCUCAGUCCCGAUGUGCUGGUCAGCGUCUCGAAGGUCGGCAUUCUGGGCUGCAACUCUUGGAUGUCCUUCGACAAGGAGCAGGGAUUUCUGCUGGAAAUCGACGCAACCACAACAAAUCUUAAGAACCGGAAGCGCGUCUUUGGACCCUUUCAUCCCUCGCAGCCGCCGCACUCGCAGAACUUUGCGGUCAGCACCGAUGGCAAGCUACUCUACGCCGGCGGCAUUUGGGACAAUGCGCUGCGCGUCUACAGCCUGAACAAGGGCAAGACAUUGGCCUCGGUGACGCGCCAUUUGGAUAUAAUCACCUGCCUGGCAUUGGACAAUUGUGGCUCCUAUUUGGUCACCGGUUCGCGCGACUGCACCGCCAUUGUGUGGAGCAUACAGGGAGGCAAUCAGCAGAGCAGCAUGCCCAGCAGCAACAUUCCAGUCCACGCCCUGACCGGACAAUCCCAUCUGCAGGCCAUAACCCAGCUCAACACGCAGAACAGCUACUCGCCAAAGCCUCUGACUGUGCUCUAUGGCCAUGACGACGCUGUCUCCAGUGUGGCCAUCUACACGGAGCUGGAUCUCGUUGUAUCCGGCUCGCUGGACGGCACUGUCAAUGUCUACACACUGCAGGAGGGUCAAUUUGUGCGUACCCUGAAGCCCAUUGGCUGCACCGAAUCCUGUGUGCAAAUCUCCUACGUAACUGUUUCAUAUCAUGGUCACAUCGCCUUCAGCGCCUUGGACGACACAUCGCACUCGGUGCACGUGUACAGCAUCAAUGGUGCCAGCCUGGGCUCCAAAUAUGUGUCCGGCCGUGUGACGGGAUUGGCCAGCGCCUCGGACUAUCUGGUGGUGGCCGACGAUGCCGGCGACAUAACCAUGAGUCGCCUCCACGGGCUGAAGCCCGUCUUUGACAUUCCGCUGCAUGUGCCCAUCCAGACCGUGGUCGUGACGCCGGGCAACACGCACAUCCUGGCCCCGUUGCGGGACGGACGCCUCGCCGUCGUCGCCGUCCAGCUGCCCCUCGCCGGCACCAAAAAGCAUUCCGUGCUCAAUGUCUAAGACGAACUCUGGAGCGGAGCAAGAAUUAACUUUGUUUUUGGCUAUUUUGUUUUUUUCGGUCAGUUUUUAAUUCUUGGAAUUUGUUUCUGCACUCGCGCAUAUUUGUCGUAUUUGUUCAUAAUUUGUUUUUAUACAUAUUUAUUUUCAUGUCGUUACGUGCCAAAAAGAAAAGAAAAGAAAGAAUGGCCAAAAAGCGGGCCAACAUGUUAGGUAUCUGUUGUUGGGUUCGCUUGAAAUAUAUACACAUAUAUACAUAUAUAUAUAAUUUAAA